AUGAGUGCUGUUGACGCUGUCUUCGUUGAACGGCUUGCCACAGGCCGACAGAAACCUAUCAGCGAAUCACGACGCUUUGCACUGUUGGCACUGGGGGCCUUCUGUUGUACCUGUGCAUCUUUCUCCUAUGCCUUCAACCUUAUUUCAGGUGAGCUGCAGACCCGUUAUAACCUGAACCAGCGUGAUUUGUCAACCAUAAGCACAGUGGGUCUUGUGUUUUGCUAUUUCAUUCUCCCGUACGCCUUUGUCUAUGACCAUUUCGGCCCUCUUCCCAUUUUGUCACUGGCCACCCUGUUUUUCCCUCUUGGGACACUGCUGCUUGCGCUCACGUUCCGUGGCAUCAUUGUGGGCUCUGUUGUGCGUCUGAGUGUUUUCAACAGUAUCAUGAACCUUGGUUGUGCUUUGUUUGAUCUUGGUUCUGUGAUGACGGUGAUAACAUUUUUCCCAAUUAACCGUGGUCCCGUUGUGGCAAUCAUGAAGACCUUUACAGGUCUUGGCUCUGCAAUUGUGGGAUGCAUUCAGCUUGCGUUCUUUAACGGCAUGCCUGACCACUUUUUCUAUUUCUUGAUGGCGCUCUCGUUUGUGGUGGGUAUGUUUGCGUGUGUGUUUUUGCGUCUCCCGUCUUAUCAUCUGACAGGCUACGAAGAGAACCACCUGAGUGUUGAGGAAAAGGAACGACGCCUGGCACGAAGAGCAGUGUACCUGCGUCAGAAGCCUCCAAUCAUUCGAUUCGUGAUAGGUCUUACAUUUGUCAUCAUAAUCAUAAUCUUCUUGCCACUGCAGAGUGCACUUGUGGCUUAUCAGGGACUGGGGCAAAGCUACAGAAUUGCUUUUGCCAUUGUUGUCAUUGUGCUGAUGGCGCUUUACCCGAUGAUGGCGCUGCCUGUACGAUUUCUUGAUCGCCGUAAGACUGAGGUUGACAGGAUCACUGAACCGAGAAAUGAACCUGAGGGAGAGAGCAGUGAUCAGGUUGAUGUGGUGAAGCCGGAUGAUGUGGUGGAGACUGAUGUUGACUACAUUGCCCCACAGUAUCAGGGUCCGUUUCUGCGCAACCUGUUGACACUACGCUUGUGGGCUCUCCUUUGGUCAUUCUUUGCUGUUGUUGGUGCCGAGUUUGUUAUCAUUCUCAACGCCCGUUUCAUACUUGCUGCAUUGUCUGGAGAGGCGGUGGGCAACGAGCUUGGUACGCUUUUGACAGUGCUGAACGGUGUUGGAAGUGCUGUGGGUCGUCUGUUGUUGAGCUACUUUGAGGUUUGGUCGCAGAAGCGCAAGGCUGAGGAUCGUAUCCCCAUCACGGUUUCUCUGUUUAUCCCAACAAUUACGAUCAUUGUUUCGAUGGUGCUGUUUCUUGUGCUGCCAAAGUCUGCGUUGCCACUUCCGUACGCGAUCGCUGCUUUAAGCAAUGGCUUCUGUGCCGCUGUCACUGUGCUGGUUACGCGCACCAUAUUUGCAAGGGACCCCGCAAAGCACUACAACUUCUGUUUUAUUGCUACCGUUUUUUCGGUUCUCUUCCUGAACCGUCUGCUGUACGGCGAGUGGUACGCACGCAAAGCCCAGGAGUACGGUGUGACUGUUUGCCUGCAGAAGUCCUGUGUGUUGAUGCCCUUGCUGUUCUUGCUUGGUUUGGCUUGCUCGGCGUUUUUGACCAAUGCGUAUGUCCAUUUUGAGUACCGCCGCUUCUGCCAGAGGACGCUUGAGGAGCGACAGCGCGUGCGAGAGGCUGCUGUGAGGAAUGAGUCGCUUCCUGAGACCAUGAUGGAGGACAUGCCCAAUGACGGUAUGAAUCCACAGAACUGA
Molecule: messenger RNA, 1797 nt
Organism: Trypanosoma theileri
Lineage: Eukaryota; Euglenozoa; Kinetoplastea; Trypanosomatida; Trypanosomatidae
Exons: 1
Coding region: 1-1797 (598 amino acids)
Biological process (GO): transmembrane transport
Cellular component (GO): membrane
Molecular function (GO): transmembrane transporter activity
Source: RefSeq, a predicted model, not a curated record